UUUUUUGUUCCGAUUGGGGAUACUGAUGACUAUGAGUCAGCGGCAGGUUUUGCAGGUGUUUGAGACAUAUCAAAAAGCAAGAACGCAAUUUGUUCAAAUGGUAGCAGAGCUUGCAACAAGACCACAAAAUAUUGAAACACUUCAAAAUGCUGGUGUAAUGUCCCUUUUGAGGCCUCUCCUUUUGGAUGCAGUCCCAACUAUUCAGCAGACAGCAGCCCUGGCUCUCGGAAGGCUUGCCAACUAUAACGAUGACCUGGCUGAGGCUGUAGUGAAGGGAGACAUUCUUCCUCAGCUUGUGUACUCCCUGGCUGAGCAAAACCGAUUCUAUAAGAAAGCUGCUGCAUUUGUUCUUCGGGCUGUUGCUAAACACUCCCCUGAGUUGGCCCAGGCUGUAGUGGAUUGUGGUGCACUGGAUGCUCUUGUUAUCUCCCUGGAGGAGUUUGACCCUGGGGUCAAAGAGGCUGCUGCAUGGGCACUGGGCAACAUUGCCAGACAUAAUGGGAAGCUGUCUCAAGCAGUUGUAGAUGCAGGAGUCGUGCCUCUACUCGUGUUAUGUAUUCAGGAGCCUGAGAUUGCCCUAAAGAGGGUUGCUGCAUCUGCUCUGAGUGACAUAGCCAAGCACUCCCCAGAGCUGGCUCAAACAGUGGUGGACACCGGGGCUAUUGCCCACCUAGCACAGGUGAUCCUAAACCCGGAUGCCAAAUUGAAGAGGCAGGUUUUUUCAGCUCUCAGCCAAAUCGCCAAGCACACCGUGGAUGUAGCAGAGAUGGUGGUGGAGGCUGAGAUAUUCCCUGCCGCGCUGGCUUGCCUAAAGGACCCAGAUGAAUAUGUUCGGAAGAAUGUCACCACUCUUAUUCGGGAAAUCACAAAACAUACCCCCGAGCUGUCCCAGAUAAUAGUGAAUGUGGGGGGUGUUGCAGCUGUGGUUGACUACCUCGGGGACUCCAAGGGGAAUGUACGCCUGCCGGGGAUCAUGAUGCUGGGCUACGUGGCUGCACACUCCGAGAACCUUGCUAUGGCUGUGAUUGUGUCUAAAGGAGUGCCACAGUUGGCUAUCUGCCUAGAGGAAGAGCAAGAAGAUCACAUCAAGGCAGCUACAGCUUGGGCAUUUGGACAAAUCGGUCGACAUACUCCUGAGCAUGCACGAGCUGUUGCUGUGGUCAACGUGUUCCCCAAACUUCUCAAUCUCUAUUUGGACACUAAAAGCUCUGAAGACCUGCAGGUCAAGGCAAAAAAGGCCUUGAAGAGCAUCCUUCAGAAGUGCACAUAUCUACCAGCAUUAGAGCCUCUUCUCUAUGAAGCUCCCAGCAACAUUCUUAAACAUGUCAUCUGCCAGUUCAGUAAGGUUCUUCCUCAUGAUAGUAAGGCACGGCGCUUGUUUGUUACCAGUGGGGGUCUGAAGAAAGUACAAGAAAUCAAGGCAGAACCUGGUUCUGCAAUUCAGGAAUAUAUCAAUGCAAUCAACAGCUGCUACCCUGAGGAGAUUGUCAGGUUCAUGCACAUAUACUUAACUUACAAAUACUUACAGAAACAGCACCAUACCAAAAUAUUAUUAAAGGAAUAUUCAGGGUUCAAUACAAGUUAAGCUCAAUCAACUGCAUAAUGUUGAUUACCACAAACAUUUUUUACUUGCCUCUUGUUGAUAUAUACAUAAAAAAAUUUGUACAAAAAAUUACAGUAAGGCACUUACAAUGCAAGUGAAUGAGGCCAGUCUGUAAAUGCUAAAAUACAAAUUUUUCGAAAGUUUCAAAAGUAUAGCGCAAGACGUUAACAUUAUACAUGUUAACAUUCAGUGUGAUAAAAUGUACUAAUCUUAUCUGUGUAAAGUUAUUCCCAAAACCAAGAUGACAACAUAGUUGUAAUAUUGCAAAUAACUUUACACAGACAAGGUUAGUCAGGGAUUUUAUCACACUAAAAUCAUAAUAUGUACUUUUUGUGGCUUUCCUUUUGAAACUGCAUAUAUUUUAAUGUUUAUGGACUGACCUUAUUCACUUCCAUUGUAAGUGCCAUACUGUAACCGUGAAGGGGGACUUUUUUUGUGUGGAAAUCAACAUUAUGUCACAAAUGCUGUUAAUUGAGCUCAACUUGUGUUGGACCCGGAAUAUUCCUUUAAAGACAGACAAGAUACAUGCUUUAAACUUAGAUUUAGGUUUUCAAUCAAUGGUUUAUACUUUUUGUUGUUCAACAGUUCCAGUGAGAGGUUCUUUUUUAACAGGUACUAUUCCCCUGGUUACUCUGAGGCCUUGCUGGAAAGGAUUGAAAACUAUCAGCCAAUUUGAUCCAGUGCAACACUGCUUUUACGGAAAUAUAUCCCUUUGCUUAAUGAGAACUUUGGUGAAAGCAAUUAUCCAAUCUGCAAGAGCUGAUUUAGCUAAAUCUACUCCAUUAAAAACGCUUGUAUAGGGGUCUGGUACAGUUCAGUGGUGGUAAAGCAUCAUUGUCAAUUCUGAUAUCUUAUGUUUUAGCUCAGACCUAAGUCAGCUGAGCCUUCAUAUUUUUCGAAAGACCUGCUCUUAAAUACACUUUCUUGCUGUAUAAAAUAACCUUUGUGUAUCCGGUUUCCUGUUUUUUAGCUGUGAUAAAAACAUACAUUGACUUAUAUAUAUAUAUAUAUAUAUUAUGAAUUUGCUAUGUAUUUCAUUGUGUAUUUCUAUUGCUUUAAUAUAAAAUGUAGCCUACACAUUUGAGUUUCGCAGACUAUUAAGGCAAUUAAUGUAAAACUUAGUACCAGGCAUUCUGUAAAAGGUCAAAGUUCUUGUCCACUUGAGAUACGUUUGAUUUCAUUUUUAAUUACGCAUCCACUCUUUAUCGCCCCCUGUUGGAUGAUGUUUGCAUGAAUGUUCAGACCAUAGAACAGCUGUUAAACAUAUGGCAGCCCGUUCUUUGUUUAUUGUUUCCUCUUCUGGUGUCAAUCUGGUGUCAAUCAGAUUUCUUUAUCAAUUGACACUGUUUUGUUAAGCAUUGUCUCAAUCCCGCAGCUUUAUCCAAAUGACAACCUCGAUUAUCAACCCAGAAGGCCGGAUCACUUCGAGAAUUUUUAAUUGUGAAUGAUUUGUAAAAGUUUUCUUUCAUUUCUAUUUUAUCGGAAGCCGGUUUUCAAAAACAUUUAAAACAUAAUUGAUGAUAGGUAUUAGUAUAUUCGUAUUCUAUAAGGUGGUGGUUGGUUUAUCACAGUCAUUUUCUCUUAGCUAUAUCAUGUCAGACUCGCCUUCAUGACCGCAAGCACAAAAGUAUAUCAGUUGUGGCAUCGCGCCUUCAACAUUACCAUGCACAAAAAAUGGAAGAAGACUUGAAAUAAUUCAGCCAUACGUGUGAGGCUUUUAAAAGAGAAUUCUACUCUAACCACACUGCAAGUUUUAUUCACAGUUUCAGUGACUCAUCUGACAGUUUCAACUUCCAUUUGUUUUCGAGACUUUUAUUUAUUUAUUUAUUUAUUUAUUUUCUAAAAUAGGCCUAUUGUGUUGAUCACUAAAUCAUUAGAAUUGCAGCAAAUAAGCUCUAAAUCUCUAAACUUAGAUUAGGCCCUCUUGGGCCUCACGAGCAGCUAAACGAUCGCAGCGAAUAUUUACAUCCGAUUAAGUUAAUAAAAGACUUUCUGAAUUCUGUUGAAAAUUGUUUCAGAGAUGUGAUCUGUAUAAUCGUCCUGAUAACGCAACUGUUAAAUCUUUUCAACUAACUGUUGUUUCCAUAUAAUUGAAAUAAAUAUAAAAAAUGUACA
Molecule: messenger RNA, 3718 nt
Organism: Myxocyprinus asiaticus (Chinese sucker)
Lineage: Eukaryota; Metazoa; Chordata; Actinopteri; Cypriniformes; Catostomidae
Product: sperm-associated antigen 6-like
Exons: 10
Coding region: 26-1585 (519 amino acids)
Biological process (GO): epithelial cilium movement involved in extracellular fluid movement; neuron projection extension; sperm axoneme assembly
Cellular component (GO): sperm principal piece; microtubule cytoskeleton; axoneme
Molecular function (GO): microtubule binding
Source: RefSeq, a predicted model, not a curated record